CUCCACGAUACCCGACCUAGCCUCUGAAUCUCCGCCCAGCUUAUCUUCCCGCCAUUUCAGUCACUGCUAUUCAAACCUCGGUCGACUUGAUCCUUCUAGGCCUUGUUGACGACGACUUCACGGGCGAAUCUUGGUGAUCAUCUCCCAACGAUGACUGCUGGAAACCAGCUUGUCAUUAUGCUGAAGCAAAAUGCCUUCUACAACAACCAAAAGGGUCUCACGUGCGAGACUUCGGACCAAGACCGGAUGCAUCACCUGCAGAGAUCGACGUAAGAAGUGCGAUGAGCGUAGGCCAAUCUGUCAGGCAUGUCAACGUCUCAAGAUCUACUGCUGCUAUAGGGAUGCUUCUGAAGGGCUCAAAUCACCGACUCCGACCCCAGCUGUUGUCGCCGAGAGCCCUGCUGAAGACCAUGAUUCGGUCGAGAUAGUACCAACUCCUUCGCCACAAAGCACGUCCCUAAUCCUUCGCCCACAAGGUCUGAGGACUCAACGAGACUUUGACCUGUUUCACUACUGUUCGGAAAGAUUCAUCCCACUUUUGACCAUCCCUGACGCCACAUACGAGUUCCGAGAUGCCGCCCACGUGUUUGCAGUCGGCUUCGACGAGCCUUGGGUCAUGCAUGCCGCCCUCGCCCCAGCUGCACUCCAUGCAUCACACGCCGAGCUCAUCCCCAAAGAGGACGCCAUCGUCUAUACUCAGAGUGCCCUAGAAGGACUACGCCGUGCAACCGAACGGGUGGUAGCUAGUUCUGAAUCGAGGGAAACCUUUCUUGCAGCUUCCUUGUUCAUGGGUGUGUUUGAGGAUUUCUACUCUUCACUAUCGAGUUCCAGCCUCACCCACUACCGUGCGAUUGGCAAGGUGUUGGAGAUGAAAGUCGAUGGAACAGCUCGACUGGACUUGAGCCGCAUGUCAUUCUUUGAAAGAACCCUAUUGGACUCGGUCCUCUACCAUUUCUCCACCAGGAUCUUAUACGAACGCGACAUUGAACUCAGCUGCUCCGCAUUCCCCAGCGUAGCCAUGGCGAAAUACAUUGACGCCCUGGAGCAUGCACCCAAAGACAACAGUAAUCGAGAUACCAUUCUACCCGUGCUGGGCAAGAUUCCCCCUGCCAUUUUCCUCCUUAUCUAUCAAGUUACUUGGCUGAGUCGGCAGCAUCCGCUGGACGAGUCGAACCAAUCGCUUGCCGUCGACUGUCUUGCCGAGUUGGAUGCGUUCCAAGAAAGAUACCCAGCACUCGCAUUCUCACCGACCGAUAGCCUUGUGGGCAUGCGGAAUUCAGACAUUACCCCCAAACUCUACGCACUUGCUCUACGAAUUUUUCUUGCCAAGAUCAUCGACCCGGACAACGUCUCGUGCGAUUCGCCUUGGAUCCAGGAGCUCUCCAGAAUCGGCUUUCGGUUGCUGCAAAGGUACGAUGGCACCGAACCAUGUGGACAGCUGAUAUGCUGGCCUGUCGUGGUGUUGGGCUGUGCCGCAUGUCCCACCACCAUGGACGAAGCCAUCCUAGAAUCUGUCGACGGCGAUUUUCUUUCUGACAGUUCUCACAUGCGUCAGAAAUUGCAAGAGGUCCUACUCCAGAUUUGGAAGGUUUCGUAUUCGGGCAAUGUCCGAAGGACAGCGAGUACGUUACGGCAAAUUUGGGCACUGCCGACGUUUCUCAUCAGGACUCCCUCUGUUGAUUCCUUACCCACAAAUCAGAUCAGAUAUGACGGUUUGAAGGCUUUGAUCUCUAAGGCUGGUCUUGGUCCCGAGAGCUUUUCGUCGUUGCCGUGAAUAAUAAUUUGGCCUGCUACGACAAAGUCAUUGCUGCACCAAGAUGCGAAAAACUACUGACGAUUCGAUGAGCCACGUUACACGAGUUUUAUAGCCUAAUUUAAUGACCAGUGGCGUACGUAUCAUGCUCUAGAUCUUGUCGACUGCCUCAUGCCUUGUUCAGAAUCGAAUCAACCACUCGAGAAAUAUUGAUGACCUCUUCGUCUCGCAUACGAGUGGUGGCUACCUGUAUGGAGACUGGGGCGCCAUCGAAAAGCUCAGGAAUGUCUAGCACGGCGCGUGUUAGAUAUACUGCGUCCAAUACACGAAGCCAGAAUUCACUUACAGCUUGUUCCAGCUUGUCCAGGCUGUGGCUGGAAUGGCUCGCUAUCAAUUUCCUUGGAAGCCUUACUGAACGGCAUGACCACGGAUGGAAACUGAUUAAAGGUUAAUCCGGUAGCCGGUACGACAGAGAUUUAAUCAACUUACAUCGAGGACAUUGAAGAGGACGGUAUAAGGUGGCCAGCCAAAGGUGUCAUGUGGCACAGCAGUGUUCUGUGCGGCUGGUGCAAUGAUGGCAUCCAGCUUGUGG
Exophiala mesophila is the source of this 2345-nucleotide messenger RNA. RefSeq lists its product as uncharacterized. Gene Ontology annotation, molecular function: zinc ion binding; transcription cis-regulatory region binding; DNA-binding transcription factor activity, RNA polymerase II-specific. Gene Ontology annotation, biological process: positive regulation of transcription by RNA polymerase II. Bases 191 to 1774 code for a protein of 527 amino acids. Gene Ontology annotation, cellular component: nucleus. The record is from RefSeq and is a predicted model, not a curated record. The transcript is spliced from 2 exons. NCBI's taxonomy places the organism in Eukaryota, Fungi, Ascomycota, Eurotiomycetes, Chaetothyriales, Herpotrichiellaceae.